UAAUAUAAAUUCAACAUGUCACGAUUUGGUUGCGAUAAUGAUGAGAAGAUAAACGAAAUUAUCGAGUCAAAUACACCCAGAAAUACUGUAUACAGUAAGAAAUUUGUUUGGAAAGCUUUUAUGGACUUUUGCAGUAUUAGAAAUUAUGAAUUAGAUGGAAGCCGAACGGUGGAAGAAUUGGCGUCAAUUUUAAAAGAUUGGGCCGUGAAUAUGAGAAGAAAAGAUGGUAUGCAGUUUAAAGAAGCUACGGUCAAAACUAUGUGGAAUGUAACAAUGUUGUAUUUCAACAAGCGCGAGCGGCCCGCGAUUGUGCACGGCGAAAACUGCAGUCUGAUCCUACUAAAAGAAAACAAAGUUCUGUAGCAUUAAGUUUGACAGAAGUAACCAAAAUGAUCAAUUUGUGGGAUGAAGAAACUC
Messenger RNA from Photinus pyralis (common eastern firefly), 417 nucleotides. RefSeq lists its product as uncharacterized. NCBI's taxonomy places the organism in Eukaryota, Metazoa, Arthropoda, Insecta, Coleoptera, Lampyridae. Bases 16 to 363 code for a protein of 115 amino acids. The record is from RefSeq and is a predicted model, not a curated record. The transcript has 2 exons.